CGGAUGAAGAGUAACGCCAUUCGCGCCGGAGCGGCUGAGAGUUCUCGCGUUCGGGCCCUGGACGCCGGAGCGGCCGCGCUAUGAGGUGCCUCCGCCGCCUGCUGCUGCUUCUCCUGCUGGUAUUCCCCGCCACCCUCCUGCUCCGAGGCAGCCCAGGAGGCUCAUUGGCAGUGGCUCAGGAUCUUACAGAAGAUGAAGAAACGGUGGAAGAUUCUAUAAUUGAAGAUGAAGACGACGAAGCAGAGGUGGAAGAAGAUGAACCGACAGAUCUGGCUGAAGAUAAAGAGGAAGAUGAUGUAUCAGGUGAACCUGAAGCUUCACCAAGUGCAGAUACAACCAUCCUGUUUGUGAAAGGAGAAGAUUUUCCAGCAAAUAACAUUGUGAAGUUCCUGGUAGGCUUUACAAACAAGGGUACAGAAGACUUUAUUGUCGAGUCUCUCGACGCCUCAUUCCGUUACCCUCAGGACUACCAGUUUUACAUCCAGAAUUUCACCGCUCUCCCUCUGAACACGGUCGUGCCGCCCCAGAGACAGGCAACCUUUGAGUACUCCUUCAUCCCCGCAGAGCCCAUGGGGGGCCGGCCCUUUGGUCUGGUCAUCAACCUGAACUACAAGGAUUUGAACGGCAAUGUUUUCCAAGAUGCUGUCUUCAAUCAAACAGUUACAAUCAUUGAGAGAGAAGAUGGGUUAGAUGGAGAAACCAUAUUUAUGUACAUGUUCCUGGCGGGUCUCGGGCUGCUGGUUGUCGUUGGCCUUCACCAGCUCCUGGAGUCUAGAAAGCGCAAGAGGCCCAUUCAGAAGGUAGAGAUGGGAACCUCAAGUCAAAAUGACGUUGACAUGAGCUGGAUUCCUCAGGAAACUCUGAACCAGAUUAUGCAGAGUAGAAGAGAUAAAGCUUCACCAAGAAGGUUGCCCAGGAAACGGGCACAGAAGAGAUCGGUGGGAUCUGAUGAAAUUCACCUUUUGAACACCUUGGUUCCAGAGUCUGUAAAAUGAACUGAGAGUCUUGUGUAUCGAGCCUGUCACUGGGACUUGUGAGAGUAACGUGUUGAUAAAGCAUGGAUCUCGCCUCACGUGUGCAGCUUAUUUCACGGUCUGACUAAAGGGACUUGAGAGACUUCCUCUCCCAUGAACUCCGAGGUAGACGCCUGUGGAAAGGAGAAGUCAGAAGGGAAGGACCAUUGACUUUAGUUUUUAAUUUUAAGUAAACGUAAGAAAAUAGUCACUUUGAUAGGAGAAAAAGGCACAUUUAGAUCUUAAAAAAUUAAAAAGCCCCUGCCCUAAAGGCGUGCUUGCGUUCACAAGCCUGGAGCUGCGUUUUGGCUCUGUGGGAAGCUGGAGUGGGGUGACCCCGGAGCCCUUCCUUAAGGACUGGUGGUGUUCCAGAGGAGCAGGCGUGGAUAAGCGUGACGCGUGCGGAUCAGUGAUCCCCCUUCCCUCGGCAUGAGGGAAGGCUUAUUUAGCUAGUGCGUUUAAGUGAUGUGAUUUUCCUUAACCAAUGAACUUGGCAGUACACGUCAUUUCUACAGGAUUUUGCUAAAUUACACCCUUCCAUUUAAAGACAUUUCCAGAUGUGAAGUAGUUUAUCAGAGUUUUGGACAGCAUCGUUUAUAACUGUAAAACCAGUAAAUUCAUUCUAAUUUUGUUAAGUAAAAUCCUACUUUUCUUUGGACUAGCAUCCCUAGCUUACUGAAGAGCAGCCUGACGCAUAAAUAAGGCCCUGCUUGUCUAGGGAGUGUUCUAGGUCCUGUUGUCAAGCUGAUCUGUAUCGGUAAGAUUGUCAUCCUUACAAGAGAGCAGGUGGAAGUAACAAAACUUGGGGCCUGACUUGCCAGCAUCUGAAUAAUGUCUUCGGGCUUCCUAUGAUUUUAUCCUUUUACACAAAAGGCUGGACUUUAACAGUAGUUAAUUACAUAAUCUGAAGUUUCAGACUUUGGAAUCAUGUAGGAAUAUGACUUCCCUGGUGGCUCAGCUGGUAAAAGAAUCUGCCUGCAAUGUGGGAGACCUGGGUUCCAUCCCGGGGUUGGGAAGAUCUCCUGGAGGAGGGAAAGGCUACCCACUCCGGUAUUCUGGCCGGGAGAAUUCAAUGGACUGUGUAGUCCAUGGGGUCACAAAGAGUCGGACUCGACUGAGCGACUUUCACUUCCAUGCAGGAAUAUGACUAGGGUUUGGGUUCCUUUAAGGCAGCAGGGAAAGAACUUACUAAACGUCAGCCACGUGCUGUGUUCUGUUGGGCCUUUCCGUUUAUCUCCUAAACCGUCACAAUAGCCUUCUGAAAGGUGACCUGUUCCUUUUAUGCACCAGGGAAAAAACCAAACCUCCCGAGCUGAAGCAGGCUCGCGCGAGGUGACAGCCUGCCUCUGCUCGGCCCGGCUGACUGCGACCCUCACGUCCUUUCCCUGCGCCAGGGUCAGGGCAGAAGCCAUCUAACCAAGCUCUGGGGCAGCUUUACAGGUGCUGGGUUUUCUGGAGUCCGGCUGCCAGCCAGUUCCGAUAACCUCACAGUUACUUAUUUCAAAAUCAUGGUGGUUAACAACGCUUUCUUCAGGCUAGACGUUCGUUUUCAGGGAUUGACAGGCUCAUCUUCAUGUUAGAGACGAGAGUGAAGAUGUCCGUGCUCACUGCCCAGGGCGGGGCACAGGGAGCCGGGCGUGUGUCCUAUCUCCCCGUGCAGUUGGGGUUCCCAGGAAAACCGAGCAUCCCCUAGAAUCAGAUAAAGGACGAGCCUUCGGGUUCAUAGAUCCCAGCAAAAGACGGCUUGACGGGCCCUGUCCUCUGUCCCUCAGGCAGGCGUCUGCGAUGGUCACCUUGUGGGGGGUCUGCCCCUCUACUGGCCUGCUGCCACCAGCUUCUAGUUCAUAGUCGUGUGGAAACCUAUCGGGGUCUAAGAGAAGACAAGGAAACGGGCCGGCGUUUCCUGGCCGUCUUCUAGAGAGAGGACUGCGGAUAAGCCAGUUGGAGUUCGGCGAGGUGGCUGGGAGGGGUGGGGUCGCUGUGGUGGGCCAGCUCCCUGAUCGGGAGCCUGCAGUCCCAUGAGACGGCAGCUCGUCUCUCGAGGCCCAGCGGGUGUCCUAG
This is a messenger RNA of Budorcas taxicolor (takin), 3074 nucleotides long. It is a transcript of the gene SSR1, whose product is annotated as signal sequence receptor subunit 1. The coding region runs from base 81 to 995 and encodes 304 amino acids. NCBI's taxonomy places the organism in Eukaryota, Metazoa, Chordata, Mammalia, Artiodactyla, Bovidae. Gene Ontology annotation, cellular component: endoplasmic reticulum; endoplasmic reticulum membrane. The record is from RefSeq and is a predicted model, not a curated record. The transcript is spliced from 10 exons.